Molecule: messenger RNA, 351 nt
Organism: Staurois parvus
Lineage: Eukaryota; Metazoa; Chordata; Amphibia; Anura; Ranidae
Source: the annotation of a GenBank genome assembly
GAGUCUGUCAUGCUGCUGCCAGGCCCCUAAUCUGCCAUGGGCCCCUAUAUAACCGCCUCCUCAUCUCAUGCUGCUGCCAAGUCCAGAGUCUGUCAUGGGUCCCUGUACGGCCUCCCAUUGCUGCUGUCUCCAUCGCCACACUCUGCUGCCAUGUGCCACUUUCAGGUCUCUUCACACUGCUGGUGUGUUAAAUUUUUUUUGACAUAGGGUGCAGGCAGAUUACGGGCCUCACAUAGCUGCUGCCAGGCCCCCUAAUCUGCCAUGGGCCCUAUAUAUACCGCCUCCUCAUGCUGCUGCCAAGUCCAGAGUCUGUCAUCAGGUCCCCUGUACGGCCUCCCAUUGCUGCUGUCU